Ictalurus furcatus (blue catfish) is the source of this 3532-nucleotide messenger RNA. It is a transcript of the gene slc39a14, whose product is annotated as solute carrier family 39 member 14. The transcript is spliced from 9 exons. Gene Ontology annotation, molecular function: zinc ion transmembrane transporter activity. The coding region runs from base 467 to 1930 and encodes 487 amino acids. Gene Ontology annotation, biological process: zinc ion import across plasma membrane; intracellular zinc ion homeostasis. Gene Ontology annotation, cellular component: membrane. The record is from RefSeq and is a predicted model, not a curated record. NCBI's taxonomy places the organism in Eukaryota, Metazoa, Chordata, Actinopteri, Siluriformes, Ictaluridae.
AACGAUUAGAAUUUCUGUAAUGGUUUUUGUUGUUCUAUUUUCUUAUUUAAAUCUAUCUAUCUAUCUACAGUAUUUCUCUCUCUCGCACACACACACACACAGAGAGAGAGAGAGAGAUUUAGAUACGAUAUUAUAUGGUAAAACUGUUCACAUCUAUUUAAAUUUAAACGGCUUCAAACUAGCUGGUCGUUGUUUAUUUAUUUACUAUCUGGCAACCCUACACCUCCUAUACCGGAUGGCGGCGUGUAGAGAUGACGUCAUCCAAAAGAGGCGAACCGCGCUUUAAAGCGCACUGCGCAUGCGUCUCCUUGUCUACAUGCUCAGCUGCUCUGUGUGUGUGGGUGAAUGAGUCGAGGUGGCAGCUAAAGAGCCAAAACACACACUCUGACGCUUUAGAACCGGCUCCGUUAAACCCGGGAUCACUUCACGAACCCUUUAAAAAUCACCAGAGGGUUGAUCCUGAGUCAUGACCCAGACCUCAGCCAAUGGCUGCACCCAGCUGACCUUGACCUUUGCCCUCAUCCUGUCCCUUGGCCUGUUAUGUUGGCCCUUGGGAGAGGUCAGAGGUCAGACGGAGCUCCGUCCUGCUCAGAUGCUGCAGGAUCUCCUGAGCCGGUAUGGAGAAAACGGGACCAUCUCGGUGCCGCAGCUCCGGUUGCUCCUCGUGCGCCUCGGCACGGAGCAGAGCGGAGAAAACGCACCAGACACGACGGCCACGACGUCGACAUCCAUGACCGCGACUUCCAUGACCAACCACUCGACGUGUUUAGCUACAGGCACUCUGGCGGCUCAUGGUCUGAAUGAGAAGUCCCGUUUGGACGGGCCGGGCCUGCAGGAGUUCUGUCCCACCAUGCUGCACCAGCUGGACACUCGAGUGUGUCGAGAUGAACAGGAGCAGGAACCAGAACCGAGCGCCAAACCGUCCAACGCUGAAGUGUGGGGUUUUGCUGUGCUCAGUGUAACUGUAGUGAGUGUGUUUGCUCUGACCGGUGCAUUUGUGGUGCCACUGAUGAGGACACGCUUCAUGCGCAGAGUCCUCGUCUUUUUCAUCGCUCUGUCCAUCGGGACGCUCUUCUCCACCGCUGUCUUCCAGCUGCUGCCGGAGGCUUUCGGUUUCGACCCCAUGGAGGCGUACUACGUGUCCAAAUCCGCCGUCGUCUUCGGAGGUUUCUAUCUGUUCUUCUUUAUGGAAAAAGUCCUCAAGAUGAUCCUCAAACCGAAACAUGGGGGAGGACAUGGUCACAGUCAUUUCCCAGUGGGAAACAGCGACAUGGAGGACGGCGUGAUGGAGAAGCUGCAGAACGGACAGGCAGGAGGAGCGGUGUCCUUGCCUCAAGUAGAGGGAGAGAUCAGAGAGGACGACAAAAUGCUGAGCACCGGACAAACGGCGCAGGACUCUCAAGGGGGGUGUUACUGGUUAAAGGGUCGAGCGUAUUCUGAUAUCGGCACCCUGGCGUGGAUGAUCACUCUCAGUGACGGACUCCAUAACUUUAUAGACGGUUUGGCCAUCGGGGCCUCGUUCACUGCCUCGGUGUUCCAGGGAAUCAGCACGUCAGUGGCCAUCCUGUGUGAGGAGUUUCCCCAUGAACUGGGUGACUUUGUGAUCCUGCUGAACGCAGGAAUGAGCAUCCAGCAGGCUCUGUUCUUCAACUUCCUGUCAGCUUGCUGCUGUUAUUUGGGAAUGGUCUUCGGGAUCCUGGCAGGAAACCAAUUCUCGCCGAACUGGAUCUUCGCUCUGGCAGGCGGAAUGUUCCUCUACAUCGCGCUGGCUGACAUGUUUCCUGAGAUGAACGAAGUGAGUCGUGAGGAAGAGGAAGCUGGAGGAAGCGCGAGCCUCGUGACCUUCGCCAUCCAGAACGCCGGCCUGCUAACCGGUUUCAGCAUCAUGCUCCUCCUGACCGUUUACUCAGGACAGAUACAGCUCGGAUAGCACCGGACAUGAUGGACUCGACUCGACCAUUUUAACCUUUAACCCCGGCCUCGGAUUGAGGAUCUGCCCAUUGAGAAGUGAGUGCAGGACUCGGAUUUGAGCUCUAUGCCUGAGAUUAACUGUGCAAUGCUGAAUGAACUCUGAGGAGCUGCUGAUAGGCUCGAGGAGGGGGGGGGGAAAACCUCACUCUGAGCCAAACUUGAACUGACGUACAAUAUGCAUUUGUGAUGUUUUUCCUUCGUUUUCUUCUGUAUCGUGACGUUUCUUCUUUGGUUUUCCUCGGACUUGUCUGUCACCAUGAUGGACCGGUUUGAGGCGAGCGCUUUGAUCGUCUAAUAGUCCACACGUGAUCUGUUUCAGCUCCAUGUUUGUUUAUUCAGCCGUCAUGUGGUUGUGUUUUUUUUUGUUGUUGUUUUUUUGUUUUGUUUUAACGCUCGAAGUUUGGUUUCACUACCAUAUUUGAAAAGUAUUUGAAGUUCGCUGACCAUGUUGUAGACUAGCUCAAGUCCUAUACUGUCCUGUGCACUAAAAAACAGGUUACUAGUUUUAUUCUCCGGUCCUGCUACAAACAAAUUCUGAGAUAAAACAUAACACACUGCAAAUGUCAAACUGGACGACUAGACUGCAAAUCCAUACGUUUGUUCUCUGCGGCAGAUAAUUAAGUUCCAAUCCUGUUUUCUACACACCCUUGUUGACUUCCCCUAACAACUCGGAGAUACUCGCAACCUAACGGAAGGAAAACCGUGCCGUUAAAGCCGUUUCUUCAGAACGUUUGUGUGUCUUUUAGCAUAUUUAUGACCUUUUAAGACACAUUUUUUUCCACAAACGGCAAAAUUUUCUCGGAGAUCCUGUCAUCGGCUCGUGUUAGCCAGACAGAUGUCAUGAACACUGAAGAUCUUGAAAUAUUACUUUAAAAUAAUCCCAAAUCAUGCCCGAUUAGCUCAAUAUCCUGCUCACAAGUUUUAGCAAAUGAAAGUCAGCUAGAGGUAUGUCAAUUUAGCUUAUGCUAGUCAGCUAGCUAUCUUUAGCAGAUAAACAUUUAUGACUUAAAAUUCUCUUCGAAAUCCUGUCAGGGGAGCUCCUGUUCGAUUUUGCUCAAAGAGGCAAGUUUUUCUCCGAUCCUGUCAUCAGCUGAUGUUAGCCAGCUAGCUAGAAGAUUACAUGAAAUCCUCUCAGGUUAGCUUCUAUUAACCUGCUCGCUAUUUGAAUAGGUUUAGCAAAUGAACUUGAUCAGCCAAAAUCCUUUCAGAAAUCCUGUCAGAUUAGCUUGGGUUAGCCAGCUGCUUAGCGAUAGUGGCUGAAAAUGUAUGAAAAUGAUAUAAAAUCCUCUCAGAAAUACUUGCAUCGGUUACUAGUCUCCUUCUAGCUAGCGCUGUGAUUUUAAAAUCCUGACAGAAAUCCUGUCAUUAAUUAAAGUUCUCCAUCUAGUUAGCAUUAAGAUAAAAAAAAAUUAAAAAUCCUCUCAGAAAUCCUGUCAGGUUUGUUCAUGUUAGCUAGCUAGCGGAUAAACAUUCCAAAAUAUGACUUAAAAUCCUCUCAGAAAUCUGGUCAGAUUAGCUCAGGUUAGCCAGCUGCUUAUAGCUAGCUUUUAGCUAUGAUUUU